AUGCAGUACUUUAUCCUCCAGCAGAUAUAUUUAUCUGCGUCAAAGGCUGUCAGACCUCACUUUGGCGGCCAAGAGCCCAAUUUUCGUGUCGUGACGCUGCUCGAGCCCCCCAAAAAGCAAAUGAUCUUGUACCUGGAACAGGAACAUCUAGGACAGCCAAUCACCGAGGUUCCGACUCGAUUGGCCCGCGUCGAAGUAAUUGUCAAGGGCAGUCGUGACGAAAACCAGUUGUUUGAGCUCACCGUGGACCUCGACAGCGACAAGGUCGUUCAGAAACAGCACCACAAGGGCAAACAUUCUUACAUUGACUCGGACUACAUGCAGGCAGUGGAAAAGGCCUGCCUCGCCGACGACAAUGUUCAAGCAGAAAUUAGCACACUCAAGCUACCCCCCGAGGCGACCGUGGUCGUAGAGGCCUGGGCGUACGCCACCGAUGGCAUGAAUGACAUGACGGAGCGACUGACAAUGUGCUGGUUCUACAUGCGCUUUUCGGACAAUGCCGACGCCAACUACUAUGCCUAUCCGCUUGACGUUUGCGCCGAAGUCUCAGAGAGCCUGCAAGUCACCAAGAUUUACCGCCUGCCUGCCAAGCCGAGCGAACGAAUUCACCAAGAAAAGCGGCCGUAUGACCGCCGCAAGAUGCAUUCCACCGCCGCGAGCGAGUAUCAUCCCAAUCUGCGCCCAAGUCCAAGAACAACCACGAAGCCGUACCAGGUCGUCCAGCCGAACGGGCCGUCCUUUCGCAUCGAGGGCAACCACCUGGAGUGGGAGAAAUGGAGCUUUCGAGUCGGCUUCAACUACCGCGAGGGCCUGACGCUGCACGACAUUCGUUUUGACGGGCGCAGCCUCUUUUACCGCUUGUCGCUGAGCGAAAUGUUUGUCCCGUACGGUGACCCUCGCGCCCCGUAUGCCCGCAAGGCCGCGUUUGACCUUGGCAACGAUGGUGCUGGCAUCAACGCCAACAAUCUCCGGCUUGGAUGCGAUUGCCUGGGCACCAUUGCGUAUUUCGAUGCCCAUCAUAAUACGCCGGCGGGUGAGCCCAUGAAGCUGCCAAAUGUUGUGUGCUGCCAUGAGCAGGAUGAUGGCAUAUUGUGGAAGCAUACCAACUUUCGUACCAAGAACCCCGUGGUUGCGCGCUCCCGGAUCCUGGUGCUACAGACCAUCAUUACCGUCAGCAACUACGAAUACAUUUUCGCGUGGCAUUUUGGGCAGGAUGCUUCCAUCGUGUACGAGAUCCGAGCGACGGGUAUUUUGUCCACUGUCCCAAUAGACUUGGACGUGGAAGAAAAAGUCCCGUACGGCACCGUCGUGGCACCAGGCGUCCUCGCACCCUAUCACCAGCAUCUGUUUAGCUUGCGCAUCGAUCCUGCCAUUGACGGACACACAAACUCCCUUGUCGUUGAGGAAUCCACGCCUCUCCCCAUCAAUGACCCAGCCGUGCACAACCCCUUCGGCAUCGGCUACGUGACCGAGCAAAAGACUAUCGAAGAAGAGGGCGGCUUCGAUCUCGAUUUUACCAAGAACCGUGUCUUCAAAUUCGUCAACGAGAGCAAGAUCAACCCCAUCACCGGAACACCCGUCGGAUUCAAGCUGCUGCCGUUUUACAGCCAAAACUUGCUCUCGCACCCGUCGUCAUUCCACGCCAAGCGCUCCGAAUUUGGCGACCACGCCGUCUGGGUCAGCCGCUACCAGGACGCGGACCUCUUCCCGGCGGGCAAGUACACCAUGCAGUCGACGGGCGGCGACGGACUGGCGUCGACCAUUGCCCGGCGCAGGGAGACGCACACCGCAGAGUCCGUUCGCGACCAGGAUAUAGUCAUCUGGCACACGUUUGGAUCGACGCACAACCCGCGCAUAGAGGACUGGCCCGUGAUGCCGAGUGAGAAGCUUAUGGUUGGGCUGAAGCCAGUCAACUUUUUCUCAGGGAAUCCGGGAUUGGAUGUUGCUCCAUCGACGCAGGACAAGAAUAAGAGUGUUUUGUACUACGCAAUGGCGGAAAAGUGUGUGCACCAGGGCUGCGGCAAGCUCUUCACCGACGCCACUGCAGAGUGCAAAUACCACCCUGGGCCGCCCGUCUUCCACGAGGGACAGAAGGGAUGGAAGUGCUGCAAGCCUCGCGUCCUUACGUUUGACGAGUUCAUGGCCAUCCCCCCGUGCACAGUCGGUGUGCACUCGACGACGGACAAGCCGCCCGAGGUGGAGGAGAAUAAGCCCAAGGAAGAUGACGCCGCGCUGGCCCAAAAGAUUGCUGAGCUGUCUGCCGGUCCGCGGCGCACGCCCAUCCCCACGGCACAGGCGCACGCCCCAACGCCGCCGCCGCCGCCCGAGUCCGAGUCCGACGACCCGACGCUCGCGAUCCCGGACGGCGCUACCUGCCGCCGGCGCACGUGCGGCAAGACAUAUACCAAAGGCGCGGCGCGCGAGGGCGAGUCGUGCGUGUACCACCCGGGCGCACCCAUCUUUCACGAGGGCAGCAAGGGCUACAGCUGCUGCAAGCGGCGCGUGCUCGAAUUUGACCAAUUCAUGAAGAUUGAGGGCUGCGCAAGCAAGGAUCGCCAUCUGUUUAUCGGCAGCGGCAAAAAGAACAAGGGUGGUAGCGGCAGCAGCGGCGAGGAGAAGCUAGAGACGGUCCGACACGACUUUUACCAAACACCGGCAAACGUGAUUGCGUCAUUCUUUCUCAAGAAGAUCAACAAGGAGGCGGCCAAGGUCGAGUUCAGGGACAAAGUGGUCGCGCUGGACCUGGUGACGACGGACGCGCCGCCGAAGCGGUACACGGCCGAGGUGCCGCUCUACGGCGCCAUUGACCCGGUAAAGUCGACGCACAAGAUCCUGGGCACCAAGCUCGAGGUGACCCUAGCCAAGGCGGACGGCGCAUCGUGGCCGGUGCUGCGCGGAGACGAGGCGCUGACGGGCGAGAUAUUGCAGGUUGGCAGGGCUGGCAGGGCGUAA
This is a messenger RNA of Beauveria bassiana ARSEF 2860, 2952 nucleotides long. RefSeq names its product copper amine oxidase. Gene Ontology annotation, biological process: amine metabolic process. Lineage: Eukaryota; Fungi; Ascomycota; Sordariomycetes; Hypocreales; Cordycipitaceae. Bases 1 to 2952 code for a protein of 983 amino acids. The record is from RefSeq and is a predicted model, not a curated record. The transcript has 6 exons. Gene Ontology annotation, molecular function: primary methylamine oxidase activity; quinone binding; copper ion binding.